GUGAUCAGUUUCAGUUUCGUUUCUGUGAAAGUCGCAGGUCGUUUCUGCUGUUGUAGGCUGUUCUUCACACUACGCAGUCAGUAUUAUUAGAACAUUUAUAUCUUUAAGAUUGCGGCGAUCGUUCUCUCCAACACAAUGAGCACUCCACAGAGCACAGAUUUAGAAGCAAGCCUGCAAGAACUUGAGUGUCACUUCACAUGGGAUUUCAAAAAAGAUGAAAUUAAAGAUCUGGAUAACAUCGCUGAAAAGCUGCUGGAUCGAGUAAAGUUCUGUCACAACAGAUACCACUCCACCUAUUUCAACAUCCUUGCAUUCCUCAGUCACUUAGAAGGACAGAACGAGACAGCCCUUGAAUUUCUGAGUAAAGCCGAAUGUGUUUUAAGGAAUGAAAAACCUUUUCUGGAGAAGCACUUGCUGGUUACCUAUGGCAACUAUGCAUGGGUUUACUAUCACAUUGGCAAGCUCUCAGAAGUGAACACCUAUCUGGGCAAAGUGGAAGAUAUUUGCAGAAGUAUUCCUCGGUCAUCGCGUUAUUCAGCCAACCUGCCAAUAGUAUAUGGAGAGAAGGCCUGGACUCUUCUGAAACUUGGAGCUAGAUAUUAUCCAAGUUCAAAAGAAAGUUUCCAAAAGGCCCUUCAUGGAGAUCCAGAUAAUCUGUCACUUAAUAAUGGAUAUGCAGUGGUUCUUUACCGACUUGAAGGGCUUAGGAGAAGAAAAGUGAAAACAGAGUGCAGUGACGCUGUGAAACAGAUAAGAAAAGUUUUACGCUUAGAGCCCAACAACUCUGAGGCUAUGGUUUUCUUGGCUCUAAAACUUCAAUGGUACAGAAAGGAAGAGUCCAGAAAGUUAGUGGAAAACGCCCUUAGAGUAUCUCCUGAUGUGCCACAGGUCACACGCUACGUGGCAAAAUAUUUCAGGGCGGAAGGUGACAUUGACAAGUCCUUAGAAAUCCUUAAAAAGGCUGUAGAACUGGCCCCACAGUCCUCAUUCUUGCACCACCAAAUUGGGCUGUGUUACAAACAGGAGCUCGCCAAAAUGAAAAUAAAUGAGCAGCAAGUUCCUUUGGAUGAAAAAAUGGCCAAGAUGGCAGAGUGCAUCCACCACUUUAAGAAAUCUGUAGAACUGAAGCCUUCCAAUUUACAUGCUAAAGUCAAUUUAGCAGAAGCCUAUGGAGAAAACAGGCAAAUGGAAGAAGCUGAAAAGAUUUUCACUGAUGUACUAGAAGAUCCAUUUCUUGGUAUUUCUGACAGGCAGUAUGUGCUUGCCAACUAUGCCUUGUUUCUGUUGUUUAAGAAGAAGAACGAAUCCAGUGCUAUUUGCCACUUCAAAGCUGCUUACGAAAUACAGUUGCGAACGUCAUCCAGGGUUCAGGCUGGGAAAAAUCUAAAUAAAAUUGCAAAUCAGCGACUCAAGACCAACACAGAAGACAGCGAGGCCUAUGAAAUAAUUUCUUUUGUUUAUAUGCAAGAUGGACUAAAGAAGAAAGCUAUGGAGUACUCUUUGAAGGCGAAGCAGUUUUCAUCAUUUAAUGCUGAGGACCUAAGUGCUCUCUGUGAUGAAAAGCUGAACAUUUAAUACAAAACUAAUUAGAAAAAUGGCUAGUGGAAGAUAUAUGGUCAUGGUUAAAUAAGAGAAAGUCACGAUUAUUUUGUAAAAAUACGAUUUUUUUCUGCACUGAAUGGAUUGCAAUUGCAAUUUAUAACAAGGUAAAACUUACUAGAGACUUGAUGAAGGCAAUAGCCAAACAUAUCUGCUUGACUUUUAGGUUUUUUUAAAGGCACAAAAUGUAGAGAUGAGAAAACGGAAAACUAAUCUCAUGUUAGAUAAUUAUAUCAAUAUCACUUACUAUUCUGUUUCUUAUGAUUUUUACUACUCUGUUUGCAGACAACACUGUUUAAAUAAACAUUUAUAAUGUUUGCAA
Messenger RNA from Acipenser ruthenus (sterlet), 1921 nucleotides. RefSeq names its product interferon-induced protein with tetratricopeptide repeats 5-like. Lineage: Eukaryota; Metazoa; Chordata; Actinopteri; Acipenseriformes; Acipenseridae. The transcript is spliced from 2 exons. The record is from RefSeq and is a predicted model, not a curated record. Gene Ontology annotation, molecular function: protein binding. The coding region runs from base 136 to 1575 and encodes 479 amino acids. Gene Ontology annotation, biological process: defense response to virus. Gene Ontology annotation, cellular component: cytosol.